GACGCAAAAGUGGACGACCAUUCUGUUUAGGUAUUCCCCGGUGUCAGUGAGUUGUUGUUCGGCGCAUAGUUCACACGGCAUUUCAAACAUACCUCGACUAACUUAGUUGAGGGUUCGUGUUCCUUUUUAUUUAUUUAAUUUUUUCGUUUCUUAAGUUCAUUUAAUUUUUACCUUUUAAAGAAUUUAUAAAUUAUUUAUAAUGGAUUCUUCUGAGGAUGGAAAACCGAAUCCAGCAUUUAUUAAUGAUGAAGGCAGUAAACUUGAUUUGCGAAUACUUGAACAAGGAUUAUCACCAAAAGUUGAUUACGAACUCGAUAAUGUUGAUCUCGAACCAAAUAAAGCUACACCUCCGCAAAUGGUAACAGAAGGAAAAGAAAGACCUACAUGGAAUAAUGGAAUAGAAUUUUUAAUGUCAUGUAUCGCAAUGUCCAUCGGACUAGGAAAUAUUUGGCGGUUCCCAUUUACGGCAUAUGAAAAUGGUGGUGGAGCAUUUUUAAUACCAUACAUAAUAGUAUUAUUUCUUGUCGGCAAGCCAUUUUAUUAUCUUGAAAUGAUAAUGGGACAAUUCACAAGUAGAUCGUCUGUUAAAAUAUGGGCUGCUGUACCAGGAUUUCAUGGUGUCGGAUGGGCUCAAAUGUUUUCAAUGUUAUCCGUUGGAACUUAUUACUGUUCAUUAAUGUCAGUAACACUAGCUUACUUAUUUGCAAGCUUUAGCUCAGAGCUGCCGUGGGCUACUUGUCAACCUGACUGGGGUAAUAAUUGCGUUGAUUCACAAAAGAAAGAAGGAAGUAAUAUAACUGUACAAUCUUUGGUUAAUAUGACCAACAUGAAAAGCUCAGCUGAACUCUAUUUUACGAAAUCAGUUUUGAAAGAAAAAGAUAAUAUUGAUGAUGGAAUUGGCUGGCCAGAUUGGAAGUUGACACUCUGUUUAUUAGCCUCGUGGUUAUGUAUUUUUGGGGUGCUAGUGCGUGGAGUUAAAAGCUCUGGAAAAGCAGCAUAUUUUUUAGCACUAUUCCCCUACGUUAUUAUGAUUGCGCUUCUUGUACGAGCAGUAACACUAGAAGGAGCUGUUGAUGGAAUUAUUUUCUUCAUAAAACCAAAUUGGGCUAAACUGUUUGAUCCCAGUGUCUGGUAUGCUGCUGUCACUCAAUGUUUCUUCUCUCUAUCAGUUUGUUUUGGUGGCGUCGUCAUGUAUUCAUCUUAUAAUGAAUUUAAUCAUAAUAUUUAUCGAGAUGUUAUGGUUGUUACGACACUUGAUACAUUUACAAGCCUUCUUGCUGGGAUUACAAUUUUUGGAAUUCUUGGUAAUCUCGCUCAUGAACUCGGUGUAGAAGAUAUAAGUAGUGUUGUCAAAGGUGGUACAGGUCUUGCAUUUAUUUCUUAUCCUGACGCAAUUGCAAAAUUCACUGUUUUGCCACAGCUGUUUUCGUUUUUAUUCUUCUUGAUGCUGUACGUAUUAGGAAUUGGUAGUGGAAUCGCCCUUGCUGGUGGUAUUAUCAGUAUUAUUAGCGAUCAAUUUCCUCAAUUGAAGUAUUGGAAAGUCGUUGUGGGUGUAUGUAUCUUCGGAAUGUGUGUUGGAAGUGUUUACUGUACGCCGGGAGGACAAUUUAUUUUGAAUCUGGUUGACUAUUAUGCGGCAUCGUUUAUUGUAUUUACAUUUGCAUUUUUUGAAAUAACUGGAAUAUUCUGGGUUUAUGGACUUGAAAAUAUCCUAGAUGACAUUGAAUUCAUGAUAAAAAAAAGACCGUCUGUUUAUUGGAGACUUUGUUGGGGUGUAAUUACUCCAGUAUUACUUGGAAUAAUAUUUGUAUAUAGUUUAAUUGAUCGUAAACCUCUUGAAUAUGGUCAUAUUCUUUAUCCUGACUCCGCUUAUGCCAUUGGUUGGUCACUUUUGGCAUUUGGUGUUCUUCAGUUGCCGUUUUGGAUGAUUUACGCAAUGAUGACAAAAAGAGAUUUAGGAAUUUUUAAGAUGAUUUCAAGUGUAUUUAAACCUUCGGACGAUUGGGGCCCAGAAAAUCCAACGCUUUAUUCUGAAUGGAGACAAUUCAAAGAAACUCUAAGAAAGAAAAAAGAAACACGAACAAGCUCGCAUUUUAAGCAAGUUAUUUAUACUCUUUUUAAUCAAGAAGAAAAAUUGUCAUAAUAGAUUUCAAUGAAGUCAUGGAAACCAUUUUAAAAGAGUAAAGAUGGUUAUGGCAACUACUGUAAAUAAAACUUUAUUACUAUGUUAUAGCUUAGUAAUUUUUGAUAGUAUUUUUAUGAAUACAGAUGAAAGAAAAUUACGCAAACAAAAAUAUCUCAGCAUCGAUAAAAUAUCACUGAUGCGUAAUAUCAUCAUUCGCUAGUUGAGAUAUACAUUUUGGACUGAUAAUUUUGUAAAUAAUUUGAUAAAUUGGUAAUUUUAAUGGUAUUUUAUCUUAGUAAGAUUAUAGUCUUCAGUAUUAUUAAUUGCAAGAAUGAUAAAGCAGAUAAAUUCUGUGAUUUUUAUAUUAGCGGCAACUUAUUUGUUUAUCAAAUAGUGUAACCAUUAUUUUAACUUCAAUACCUAGAGUUUUUUGGCUUUAAUAAUUAUUCAUUUAUUAAUAAAAUGAACCAAAGUAAAGU
Molecule: messenger RNA, 2604 nt
Organism: Cotesia glomerata
Lineage: Eukaryota; Metazoa; Arthropoda; Insecta; Hymenoptera; Braconidae
Product: sodium-dependent nutrient amino acid transporter 1-like
Exons: 10
Coding region: 200-2143 (647 amino acids)
Biological process (GO): sodium ion transmembrane transport
Cellular component (GO): membrane
Molecular function (GO): L-amino acid transmembrane transporter activity
Source: RefSeq, a predicted model, not a curated record